AUGAAAUCUCAAUUGGUUUUAUUUUCCCUAGUUUCAAUUGUAUUAUCAGCUUCAAUUUUCCAAUCUUUUUUAAAAGGUUUUGAACAAUUAAAUUCUAUAUCACAAGAAGUUCUCCAACAAGAUGAAGAAACUGAAUUAAUUAAAUUACAUAGAAACCUAGUUGAAAUUUCUUCAAUUUCACAAAAUGAAACUUCAGUUAGUGAAUUCUUAGCAAAUUACCUCAAAAAACAAGGAUUAACUGUGGAAACUCAAUCAAUUGAUGAUUCUGGCAAGAGACAAAAUAUUUAUGCAUAUUUUGGUGAUUCUAAAGAUGCAAAAGUGCUAAUUUCAUCUCAUAUUGAUACAGUCCCUCCAUUUAUUCCUUAUCGUAGAGAAGGUGAUUUAAUUUAUGGUAGAGGUUCAGUUGAUGCAAAAGGUUCUGUUGCAACUCAAAUUUUAUCAACUUUAAACUUAUUCCAAAAUGGUGAAAUUCAAAAUGGUGAUGUUGCCUUGCUAUUUGUUGUUAGUGAAGAAUUAGAUGGUGCUGGUAUGAAAUUUGUUAAUGAACAUUUAGAUGCUAAUUGGGAUCAUGCUAUAUUUGGUGAACCAACCGAGGGGAAAUUAGGUGUGGGACAUAAAGGUAUUUAUAAUUUUGCAAUUGAAGUUCAAGGGAAAGCUUCUCAUUCAGGUUAUCCAGAAUUAGGUAUUGAUGCAAAUACCAAACUAAUCAAUAUUUUACACAAGAUUAUUCAUUCUGAAUAUCCAACUAAUGAAUUAUUAGGUAAUUCUACAAUAAACCCGGGGAUUAUUGAUGCUGGAGUAGCAAGUAAUGUUGUUUCACCAAUUGCUAAAGCUAGAGUAUUAAUUAGAGUAGCAAGUGAUGCAUCAAAAGUUGUUGAAAUUAUUUCCAAUAUAAUUGAAGAAGAAAAUCAAGAAUAUCAUAAUAUAAAUUUAAUUCAAUCUCAAUAUUCUGAACCUGCUUAUUUAAAUUUUACAGUUCCAGGUUUUGAAUCAAUUGUCCUGGCAUAUGCUACUGAUAUUCCUUAUUUAACUAGAGAUUUUAAAUCAAGAUAUCUUUAUGGUCCUGGUACUAUUCAUGUUGCACAUUCUGCAAAUGAAUAUUUAUCAAUUAAAGAUUUAGAAAAUGCAGUUAUUGGUUAUGAAAAUUUAACAAAAUAUUUGUUACAUAAACAAGAUUAA
Molecule: messenger RNA, 1179 nt
Organism: Hansenula ciferrii
Lineage: Eukaryota; Fungi; Ascomycota; Saccharomycetes; Phaffomycetales; Wickerhamomycetaceae
Product: M20 family metallopeptidase
Exons: 1
Coding region: 1-1179 (392 amino acids)
Molecular function (GO): hydrolase activity
Source: RefSeq, a predicted model, not a curated record